This is a messenger RNA of Mandrillus leucophaeus (drill), 2007 nucleotides long. It is a transcript of the gene CES5A, whose product is annotated as carboxylesterase 5A. The transcript is spliced from 12 exons. The record is from RefSeq and is a predicted model, not a curated record. Bases 150 to 1790 code for a protein of 546 amino acids. Lineage: Eukaryota; Metazoa; Chordata; Mammalia; Primates; Cercopithecidae.
GUUCUGAUGCUGUUCUUCAGUAACUCGGCUGCCUCUGCCUGCCUAUUCAGCACUUACCAGUUAACAAGAAGCUCUUUCUGGCUCCCAACUGAAGCUCUCUGAGGCCAGCAGCCGCUGUCGAUGUUCACCGAGUUCGGGCAGGCAGCCAAAUGAGCGGGAAUUGGGUGCACCUAGGCCAGAUCCUAUUUUGGGCUAUCUGGGUCCUUGCAGCCCCAACCAAGGGGCCUUCUGCUGAAGGGCCACAGAGGAACACCAGGCUGGGAUGGAUUCAGGGCAAGCAAGUCACCGUGCUGGGAAGCCCUGUGCCUGUGAACGUGUUCCUCGGAGUCCCCUUUGCUGCUCCCCCGCUGGGACCCCUGAGAUUUACGAACCCUCAGCCUGCAUCGCCCUGGGAUAACUUGCGAGAAGCCACCUCCUACCCUAAUUUGUGCCUCCAGAACUCAGAGUGGCUGCGCUUAGAUCAACACAUGCUCAAGGUGCAUUACCCCAAUAUUGGCGCGUCAGAAGACUGCCUGUACCUGAACAUCUAUGCGCCUGCCCACGCCGAUGCAGGCUCCAAGCUCCCCGUCUUGGUGUGGUUCCCAGGGGGUGCCUUCAAGACUGGCUCAGCCUCCAUCUUCGAUGGGUCCGCUCUGGCUGCCUAUGAGGACGUGCUGGUUGUGGUCAUCCAGUACCGGCUGGGAAUAUUUGGCUUCUUCACCACAUGGGAUCAGCACGUGCCGGGGAACUGGGCCUUCAAGGACCAGGUGGCUGCUCUGUCCUGGGUCCAGAAGAACAUCGAGUUCUUCGGUGGGGACCCCAGCUCUGUGACCAUCUUUGGCGAGUCUGCGGGAGCCAUAAGUGUUUCUAGCCUUCUGCAGGUGGUUGCACAUUUCUGUGGGAAGAAUGCAUCAGACUCUGAGGACCUGCUGAGGUGCCUGAGGACAAAAUCCUCCAAGGAGCUGCUGACCCUCAGCCAGAAAGCAAAGUCUUUCACUCGAGUGGUUGAUGGUGCUUUCUUUCCUAAUGAGCCUCUAGAUCUAUUGUCUCAGAAAGCAUUUAAAGCAAUUCCUUCCAUCAUCGGAGUCAAUAACCAUGAGUGUGGCUUCCUGCUGCCUAUGAAGGAGGCUCCUGAGAUCCUCAGUGGCUCCAACAAGUCCCUUGCCCUCCAUCUGAUACAAAACAUCCUGCACAUCCCGCCUCAGUAUUUGCACCUUGUGGCUAAUGAAUACUUCCAUGACAAGCACUCCCUGACUGAAAUCCGAGACGGUCUUCUGGACUUGCUUGGAGAUGUGUUCUUUGUGGUCCCUGCACUGAUUACAGCUCGAUAUCACCGAGAUGCUGGUGCACCUGUCUACUUCUAUGAGUUUCGGCACCGGCCCCAGUGCUUUGAAGACACGAAGCCAGCUUUUGUCAAAGCCGACCACGCUGAUGAAGUCCGCUUUGUGUUCGGUGGUGCCUUCCUGAAGGGUGACAUUGUUAUGUUCGAAGGAGCCACGGAGGAGGAGAAGUUGCUGAGCCGGAAGAUGAUGAAAUACUGGGCUACCUUUGCUCGAACUGGGAAUCCCAAUGGGGACGACUUGCCUCUGUGGCCAGCCUAUAAUCUGACCGAGCAGUACCUGCAGCUGGACUUGAACAUGAGCCUCGGACAGAGACUCAAAGAACCGCGGGUGGAGUUUUGGACCAGCACCAUCCCCCUGAUCCUGUCUGCCUCCGACACGCUCCGCAUUCCUCUUUCCUCCUUAAUUUUCCUCUCUCUCCUCCAGCCUUUCUUUUUCUCUUGUGUUCCUUGGGAAGUUAUCUUUCCAUGAUUUUGGUUUUCCUUCUCCUCCUACAAUUUUUCCCCGCAAUCAUUAGCUUCUUUCCAAGUUCAGCUGCUUUCUAUGGAGAUCUUUGCAGAACAAGCUGCUUUCGAUGAUAUUUUAUGGACUUAGGAAUGAUCCUUAUGGAAUUCUUUUCAACAUCAAAAAGUGCAAUUUGUCUUGGAAGGCAACACGAUUUCUUCAAUAAAUUUGGAAAAGAACUGAC